AUGGAUGUACUGGAUAAGCAGGAUGGAGAUGAUGAUUUUAAUGGAGUUGAUAAAAUUUCAAGGGAUGAAAUAACAAUUGUGUCAGAAGAGAUCUAUCACAUUAUGAAGGACAGUAGAUUUAUUCUUAUUUUCCAUUCCGGGGUUGAUGAUGAGAUCGAUCUAUAUCCCCUUGGUAUUCCUUCAUUUGGCAAGUUCACAAAGAACAUAAUGAUAUGGACAUACAAAAGGAGGAUAUUGACCAUAACAGAAUACGAACAACAUAAACUAAUACAAAAACUGAGGUACACCCAUCUUUUGGCUUAUGAUAGAGAAAAAUAUUUAACAAGUGGACAGUUGUAUGCACUAUUGUGUAAAGAGGCUGCCCUCAUAGCUGCUCGCUAUCAAUGCUUGUGGGGAGUCAAUCCAAUGAAGGUUGCUGACUGUUAUGUUUACACACUAUUCCUGCAACGUAGUUUUCACAACAAGACCAAUUCUGAUUGGGUUGGUGUUGCUUCCAAUUGUUGGAUAUGUGAUGGGAUACUGCAGAAAGACAUAACAUUGGAGAUACAUGACGUGUUGCACCGAGAGAUAAGCUGGGAGUGUGAUGAUAAUGUGCUCGCAAAGUUCAAGAAAGAUUUCAAGCUUCCUUUCCUGAUUGUUAAAGAAGAUGGUGUGUAUGAAGAAGGACAAUACCGUUGGAUUUCAACCAGGUCAAGUGAUAGGGAAAUACAUGCUAUGAAAUCUUUACCUGAAGAGACAUCGUCAUUCUUCUUGGAAUUUGUAAUGUCCGAUAAGCCAGUAGCAUUACCAGAUGGUUUGUUUGAACAUUCCAACAACCUUGGUGUGCUAUCCCUCUGUUGUUGUGCCUUCAAUUUUGCAUCACCUCCUUUCUUGAAAUGCCAUGGCCUACGAUUCCUUGGGCUGGACAAUUGUACAGAUGACAAAACAGGUGAAGGAAAGGAUUAUGCCGGGUGGGUUUCUCUGCAUAGCUUGUGGGUGUUGGACCUACGCUACACUGUGUGGAAUGAAAUCUUAUCGCAGGAAAAGUUGGAUCUAAUGGAUAACCUCGUGGAGCUUAGCAUGGAGGGAGUCUGGUGUUGGCAGUACAUAAGUUGCUUACAAGGCCGGCUACCGAAUCUUCAAAGGCUCAGGAUAAUCAAGCCUACACGUGGACCCGAUAUUUCAACAGAUCCAAGCAACUCCUUCAUGGACAAAGCAAAGCUAGAAAUACUUGACCUGUCUGGCAACAGUGAGAUGAACAUUGUACCAAACAGCCUAUCUAAGGCAAGUAGGCUCGAAGUGCUUAUUCUGGAUGGUUGCAAUGAGCUUAAAGAUGUUGUUGUCCCUGAUGGGCUACCUCGCUUGCUGAAGUCCUUCAGCUUUGAUGGAUAUGGGUCUGUUUCCUGCCGGGCACCAACUGUUGAGCUACCUUCGAAACAAGAACGUCCAUCUACCCCAACAACAAAGGAGGGUGCCAGUAUCUCUAAGAUUUCCCUCGAAGGUUGCUCACAAUUGGAGAAUUUGUUUGUUCGUGGAUUGGACAAUCUCGUUGAGCUUGACCUCUCCGGAGCUGCAAUCAAGACACUUAAUUUCAAUACUAUGGUGUUAGAAGUACCAACGUUGAAGCGAUUAUUUCUGCUAGGAUGUGAGCACCUUCGGGCAAUAAUUUGGAGCAGCCUUACUGAUAGCUUCAAGUUGGAAUUGUUAUGCAUUGAUACGCGAGCUGGAACUGGCCGUUCUCGGCCAUGCAUUGACCGGAACAAUUCCUUUCAGUUGGAGGUGCACGCCAUUGUUGUGGAUGCAAGGCUUGCUCGGUCAGUGUGGCAACUAUUAUGUAAUCAUUAUGCAGCUGCUGAGAAUGUUUAUCUUAAUAUCCAUGUCACCUCUGCUGUGUAUAGUGAGCUGAGUCAAUCCAAAGUGAAAGAAAAGGAGAAGAAGAUUGACAUGUAUGGAGAUCAAGUUAGCCUGCUGCAGCUUGUUCAAGCAGACCGGUACAGUGAUGUCCAAAGCAUGGUUGGUGAUGCCCCUGCUGCAGCCUUUCCUAAGCCUCCGGCUAACAACCUGGAUCGGCAUAUCGAGAUUACUAAAGGGAGCCACGUCUUGGACAGUGGACUGGGAUAUGUGAUGACAAGGUUUGCUGAUUCCCUGCAUGUCCACGAUGUCUCAACUAGUGCUAGUUUGCCGACGGGAUACAGCCCGCAGGUUCUCAGGCAAUGCCGCAUGGAGAGGUGCCCCAAGUUGGGUGAAGUCUUCCAGAGGGGAUCACGUGAAUUUUGGCAGCUGGAGACCUUUUGGGCGUCAGAUCUCCUGAUGGCCAGCUGGAUAUGCAGUAAAGGUGGUUACCGUUACCACGGGUUCAAUGAUGGUUCGUUCGGAAAGCUGCAGCAUCUACGGUUGCGCUCUUGCCCCAGGCUCCAGUUCGUGCUCCCUGUGUGGUUCCGCUCCUUCCCAAGUUUGGAGACCCUCCACAUCAUCCACUGCGGAGACCUCAGGCACAUAUUCGUGCUAGACGAGAAAUGGUGGUACCCAGAUAUCAUCCAAGUUGUAGCAUUCCCAAGGCUGACAACCAUCCACCUGCACGACCUGCCAGUGCUGCAGCAGAUCUGCGAGGUGGAGAUGGUGGCACCAAAGCUCAAUACCAUCAAGAUCAGAGGAUGCUGGGGCCUGCGCCGGCUGCCGAUUGUAAUACUAGGAGAACGGAUUUCAGUUUGUGCUUCUAUUAUGCUUGGUAUCGAUGAAUUGUAUAUUGUCGUAUAUGCUCUUGUUAGUGUAACAAGCGUGCUUGACAAUUUUCAUGAGAAACGAUUUUUUUUUGACGUGAACAGCAAGAGCUCUGCUUUUGCAUUGAAGAAGAAAAGAAGUAUUACAAGACAGUCAGCCGGGGACAGGGGGAACCCAGCCGGCACUCUGAAGACAAGAGCAUAUGCUCUCAAAAGUCGAAAUGGAUUUGCCAUCUUUAAUGGGUCUACGCUUUGA
Messenger RNA from Triticum turgidum subsp. durum (durum wheat), 2955 nucleotides. The record is from the annotation of a GenBank genome assembly. NCBI's taxonomy places the organism in Eukaryota, Viridiplantae, Streptophyta, Magnoliopsida, Poales, Poaceae.